CUUCUCUUUCUCUUACUUCCUCUCGACAUUACGGCACGUAUUUUCGUGGCUUAUCAUCGGCUUCAGUUGCACGCGCGGGCUCCCUCGGUGUGUGAUGAUGCUCGGCAAAUAUAAAGAUGACGGCAUCGCCACCGUAUGAAUAAGCCGCUGUGCUCGCGCGGAUUAUACACUAAGCGAUCCCUGGCAGAUAUCGUGAUAUUAUUGCUUCGCGUCGAGAGACGGUCCCCCAAAGAUGGGAACGAAAUCAAUGUUCGGCAGCUCAAGAUGGAUUCUCGUAUUGGGAAUGCUAGUGGUGAUUUUGUUGGUCUCGUUCGUGCAGGCAAAUUAUCCUCCUCCGGAAAGAUUGACUGGCAUGAAUCCUUGUAUCAGUAAACAGACAUGUCACGAAUGCAUACAAACUCCGCACUGUGCUUGGUGCGCAGCACCAAAAUUUCCAGAGAAGAGGUGCUUCCUUCCAAACAUCAAUACCAAAAUAUUGUCAAUAUGUCCUCCCGAAUAUACAUGGAAUCCGGACAACGUUUUCAGCAUGCUGCGACAUCGAAAUUUAACAAAGGGAGGUUAUGCUGUUGGUGGUGCAGGAGGCGGAGGAUACGGUAGUAUCGAGAGUUCGUACUCCAAUUUUUCGUCUUCCAGUUCGUCUUCGUCGCAUUCUUACAAAGAGAGUUGGGGGAGCAGUGGUGGGAGCAGAAGGCAGGAGGCCGUGCAAAUGUGGCCACAAGAAGUUAAUCUGAAACUUAGAAUAAACGAAGCUUUUAGAAUGUCCUUUGCUUAUUCUCAAGCGGAGGAUUAUCCCGUUGAUCUCUAUUAUCUUAUGGAUCUGAGCAAAUCCAUGGAGGAUGACAAAAAGAAGUUGUCUGACUUGGGUCAAUUGUUAGUCGAGAGUAUGAGCAAGAUUACGAGCAAUUUUCGUUUAGGUUUCGGUAGUUUCGUCGACAAAGUCGUAAUGCCGUAUGUCAAUACAGUACCAAAAUCUCUUAUCGAACCGUGUGAUCGUUGCGCAUCGCCCUAUGGAUACAGGAAUAUCAUGAGGCUUUCGCAAGACACAAGCAAAUUUGCGGGUUUAGUACGUAACGCAUCUGUAUCUGGCAACUUGGAUGCGCCAGAGGGUGGUUUCGAUGCAAUUAUGCAAGCGAUAGUUUGCCGGAAUCAAAUCGGUUGGCGUGAAAAAGCACGCCGACUGUUAGUAUUCUCAACAGACGCUGGUUUUCAUUAUGCAGGCGAUGGCAAACUGGGCGGUAUCAUCAAACCAAACGAUGGUCUUUGCCACCUAGAUGCUAGUGGAACGUAUACACAUUCGUCUCUGCAGGAUUAUCCAAGCAUCUCGCAAAUUAAUCUAAAGGUGAAACAGAAUGCGAUAAAUAUCAUAUGGGCAGUGACUGAAGAGCAAAUCAACGUCUACAAGAGAUUGAUGAAACAUGUGGAAGGUUCUUUCGCUGGCAAACUCUCAGACGAUUCCAGCAACGUUGUGGAAUUGAUUCGCGAGCAAUACGAUGCUAUAUCAAGUUCGGUGGAGAUGAAGGACACAGCCAGCAGCGCAAUAAAAGUAAAAUACUUCUCAAGCUGUCUGGGUUCUGGUUCACUGAUCGAGACGUCAAAAUGCGACGGAUUGAAAGUCGGCACAAAAGUGGAAUUCAUCGCAGAGAUUGAGGUCACAAGCUGUCCAGCCAAUAGAUCAGAAUGGAAGCAGAAGUUUGACAUUUAUCCGGUCGGUAUCAACGAGACUCUUACGGUGAAUCUGGAGAUGCUGUGCGAUUGCGAAUGCGAGCGCGAAGGCCAUAUGUACGAGGAGAAGUCACCCGAGUGUAAUGGUGUGGGCACACUCAAAUGCGGCGUUUGCGAAUGCUACGAUGGAUUUUUCGGCAAACGUUGCGAGUGCAGCCCGCAUCAGGAGUUGACCGGCUUCGACAAGCAUUUUCAGUCGUGCCGUCCCGACAAUACCACCCUCGUUGAUUGCUCCGGCCGUGGUACGUGCGCCUGUGGCCAGUGCGAGUGUGAGGAGCGAGAGAAUCCAGAUGAGAUAAUAUCGGGGCAUUUUUGCGAAUGCGACAACUUCUCCUGCGAUCGCGAUCAGGGUAAGCUCUGUUCCGAUCAUGGCACUUGCGAAUGUGGUCAGUGCGUCUGUAACUCUGGUUGGACUGGGCCGUCCUGCAACUGCAGAUCUUCUAACGAUUCUUGCAUCGCGCCGGGAACCACAAACGGCAUACUCUGCUCGGGCCAUGGUGACUGCAUUUGUGGAGAGUGCAUUUGUCACGAAGAGGGCAACAUUCGAUAUUCUGGCAAACAUUGCAAUAAAUGCCCGACCUGCCCAAGUCGCUGCGAAGAGCUGAAGCCCUGCGUUCAAUGCCAGAUGUACGGAACUGGAAACUACAGUGAUCCGGAGGAAUGUGCAAGGAAUUGCAAAGAAUUUGUGCCCGAAGGCGUGGAGACGGUGAUUGUCGAUGUGGACAACGACGAGGUGCCAUGUUUCGGCACGGAUGAAGACGAUUGCAAAUAUAACUUCGUCUAUUACUAUAAUGAGACCAAUUGCCUGCAAGUGCGCGCUCAGAACGAACGCGAAUGCCCGCCGCAAGUUUACAUGCUCGGCAUCGUACUAGGCGUAAUCGCGGCAGUGGUCUUGAUCGGUCUCGCAUUAUUGCUGCUGUGGAAGCUGUUAACGACCAUACACGAUAGACGAGAAUUCGCUCGAUUCGAAAAGGAGAGAAUGAUGGCCAAGUGGGACACGGGAGAGAACCCGAUCUACAAACAGGCGACUUCUACGUUUAAGAAUCCAACUUAUGCUGGAAAAUAACAUGUCUCGAAAUGGAGAAGAAUAUAAUGUGAGAUUUUUAAAAAAGAAUCGUAUCGUCAUUGCAACGUGAUGCGAUUUCAAAUCAUUCGCGCAAUUACGAAUGCCGACCGUGGUUUAGGUACUUCGUCUCGAACUCAGCAAGAUAAUUUGAAUUACACGAAGGCUUCAACGACAUAAUGAGAUCUAAAGCUAACUUUUUAGCACAAUAAUUUAAAGGAACUAAUAUUUAAAAUAUAUAUAUAUGGUAUACUCUAUUUUUUGUUGAAAUAUUUGUAAAAAAACGACUUAAUACUGCCAUAUAAUAACACAGACUGUAUUACAGAUGCGUGAGUAGAGAUGCGCGGGUCCAAAACGCGCUAUUUGUUUACAAAGUCGUAAUAUUGCAUUUUAUUGCGAUCACGUUUUAAGAAUCACGCUGGCUAGGCUAAUUCUGAUAUUCAAGUGCCUUUAAUAUCACUAUCAUGGUGCGCUUGUAUUAACUCUUGGUUUUAUUUUAUAUAUAUAUAUUUUUUUUUUACUGUAUUUAUAAUAUAUAUCAGAUAUAAUUUGAUGUGCAAAACAUUUUGGAAUAAAUUUUGAAUUAAUAGGGCAGAAAAGAGAAGUCCGAUAAAUAUAUAAAUAUAUCAUCUUAUCCUAGCUAUUUUUCAUAUGCGAUAUGUAUAUAUUUAUUUUUAUAUUAAAAUUAGCUCUUGUUGUCAUUCUUGGAAGUGAUAAAAAGAGAUAAAUUAAAAUUACAAAUUAUUGUAAUUUUAAAUGCUACGUAAUGGUUUUUUUCAAUAAAGUAAAUUGAAAUGACUCAGGAGGUAUCGCGAACGAUGUUAUUAGCAAAAAGAAUUGUGUUUUUAUAAGCAUUUUAAUACAAUCGAUUAUAACUCAGAAAUUGUUGAAACGCAAAAGUAAUCAUAUUUCCGAAUCAAAGCAAAAAAGACUGCAUAUGAAUUUUUCAUUUCUUCUCCCUUACUGGAUCUAUUCCAAAAUGUGUCGCGCAUAUUAAAUUGUACCAUAUGCUAUAUUUGCGAUAAAUAUGAAGAAACAUAUCUUUUUUUUUAUCAGAUAUGAAUGAUUAUCGAAAAUUUUCUACUAUAUGUUUACCAGUGCAAUUUAUAAAAUAUAUGUCACACAGCGAAAUUCGAUGAAUUUGCAUGUGCUUGCGAUUUUUUCGUCACGUAAUGUCAUAUAAUCAUUUUAAUCGUUAGUGUAUUUUUGCGCAACUAAAGAGACUCGAAAGUGUUUAUAGGAAAUUGUAUAAAUGUAUAAAGUACUGCCCGAUCCGAGUAGAAAUAAGUUACUCCGUGUUAUAACGUUAGUCCGACGAUGAUAACUGCACGAUUAUGACUCGUAUUAUUUCGUAAAUAUAUAAAAAGAUAUAUGUACACAUAUAAACACAAGAUGUUCUCGAAAAUGUCAAUGCCUUACGCGGUGAAUCUGCAGCCUAGUGCGAGAAAAAAUGUUAAAGAUCGAUAUUCAUAAUCUAUUCAAGACUGUCUUAAAUAUAGUCUUAUCUUAAGAUAUUAUAAACCAAUCGCAGGGCCGUUUCAAUAUCUUAAGACGUUAUAAAUAAAUUCAAUAAAUUACUUUUUAAAAUAAGAAUGGAUUAUGAAUUUCGGUCCGAAAAAACUUUAUUUUCUGACUCAUAAUAAAUUAAAGAAGAUCUUCCAAGCGUCCUAUUUCCGUAAUAAGUUUUUAUUUCUCUUUCGAAGAUAAACGGGAGAAGAGAGUUGGAAUAUUUCAGAACUCAAAUUUCCCAAAAAGUCGAAAAAAUCAAAAUUAGAUUUUCCGACAGCAAUCUGAUUUCAAUUUAAAGUUCGCGCUUUUAAGAAAGAAAACUGAACUAAAACUAAAGUUAAUUUUGAGUGUUUAAGGGCAACGAUAUUGAUACAAAUUCAAACGUGUUUCGAUUAAUCUUUUGUCUGAUCAAAAGAGAAAUAAUCAAAUUGGUGUAAGGAUAACAGACUUUGUAUGAAAUUAGUUAAACAGAGAAGGCUUAAAUGUACUCAUAAUAGUAUAUAAUUUUGUUGCGAGAACUAA
Molecule: messenger RNA, 4816 nt
Organism: Pogonomyrmex barbatus (red harvester ant)
Lineage: Eukaryota; Metazoa; Arthropoda; Insecta; Hymenoptera; Formicidae
Gene: mys
Product: position-specific antigen beta subunit myospheroid
Biological process (GO): cell adhesion mediated by integrin; cell migration; cell-matrix adhesion
Cellular component (GO): focal adhesion; integrin complex; cell surface
Molecular function (GO): integrin binding
Source: RefSeq, a predicted model, not a curated record